Cuscuta campestris is the source of this 1536-nucleotide messenger RNA. The record is from the annotation of a GenBank genome assembly. NCBI's taxonomy places the organism in Eukaryota, Viridiplantae, Streptophyta, Magnoliopsida, Solanales, Convolvulaceae.
AUAGAGCAAAUAGAUUCUCCACCUCCGUUCCCCUCCUCCGCCAGGAAAGAAUCCAUCGCCGACGCCUCAGCCGUCGCGCCGAUUCAUUAACAUAAAUAAAAGAUAUACUUUCAGUCUCUCUAAUGGCAUCCUCUGCUUGGUCUAGCUUCCACAUCUGUUCUCUCGCACGCCAUUCUCAAUGCCUCCCAACUCUAUCUCCUCCUACCGCCUCCGCCGCCGCCAAUGGACCUUCCCCCUUCACCAAACUGAAAACAUCGCACUCAAACAGAAUUACGUUUCUUCCUAUCGAAUUCUCAUUAUCUCCAAUUACCGCAAAUCGCUCGUCGGCCUUCGCCACAGCGGUGGCUGCAAGGAGCGGCGGCAGCGGAAGUGGCCAAAUCUAUAAGAAAGAAGAGAGCAUAGAAGAGGAUGUGGAGGAGGAAUUGCCGUGGAUACAAGAGAAGGCAUUGGACAUGGUUGAAUUCACCAGUUCCGUCACUCAGGCAAUUCCCGGGCCUCGCGUCGGUCGGAGCUCUUUGCCGUGGAUUCUCGCUGUGCCGUUGGCUUACUUUGGCGUCACUUUUGUUAUUGCCUUCGUCAAGACCGUCAGGAAGAUGAAUUCCCCUAGAGCAAAGCGUCUCAAAUUGGUUAACAAAAAUGUUUUUCUUUGCAAAUCAAUCGAUGAGCUGUUUGAGAAAGGACGACAGCACCUUGAUAAUUCAGAGUUGGAAAAAUUGAUGCAAAAGACAAAUUUUGAUAUGGAGAAUAUUUUGCGCAAAUAUAUUCGAUAUGCUUUAAAUGAGAAGCCAUUUAAUCCAGAUUUGAUAGCUGAUCUAAUUCAACUUAGGAAGGCCUCACAAUUAAAUGAUUUUCAAGUAGCUGGGGUUGUGAAUGAAAUCUCAAGACGUAUUGUGAAAGACAAAGGUCCUGUUGUCAUGGACAUGUCAGGCUAUUCUGAGAAGGGCUUCAAGAGAAAACUUGCGGUGCAAACUCUAUUUGGAAAGGUUUAUUAUUUGUCAGAGUUGCCAGAGUUUUGCUCAAGGGAUAGCUCCUUAACUGUCAAAGAACUUUUUGGGGUAGCAGACGAGGAUGCCGAAAAGCUUAGACUGCACACUGUCCCAGACGUUGGGGACGUGGGGUCAUUGGAAAAGAUGAUCGAUGGCUCUGAUUCGGAAGAUUCAACAGACGAGCCUUCUAAUGCUUCCUGAUUGCUGUAAAUAUUGUUGCCAGAGAACAUUGUGGUUCAUGGCAAGUGGUUGGGGUGACUAAGUAAUGGAGUGAAGUGUAAAAGUGGCCCACCUCACUGCAGUUUCCGGUGAAGGAAUGUUGCACUCCCACAUCACCUUGUUACGAGCUUUCCAAAUUGCCCAAUUAGCUCCGGCCACCACUUUGAUUUACGUUCAUUGCACUAGUCUCUUUAAUAAAAGGGCAAUGCCACAUGCUAGGGUGUCUAAGUAUGACUCCAAGCUUGUCUCAUGCUUCACAGUGGCAAUGACACGAUUCAUUUUCUGUGUGUGUGUGUUUAUGAGAAGGUGAAAGUAAAUUUGGGGGUUAGUC